CCAGCUUCGAGUCCCCCUCCUCCUCUGUUGCUCCGAGCCAGACCGUUUCGCAUUGAAAUGUCUCUACAAUUGUCGAACCACCAAUCUAUGCCAGUGGCGCCACCAAAUCCGUACGGAUUUCGUGACCCUAGGAGUGUUCCCGGGAAACCCAGAGGAGUCGACAUCCUCAUCGCAGCGCAAGAGCGCCAGCUCAAGCGUUCACGCUACGAACGGUGGAUGCAAUGCGCAGCGAAUAGGUUGCAAAUGACCGUGCUCAAUUCCUUGCGUAAAAUUCGCAAUCUCAUGUGGCGCUUCACUCUAGGCCGAUGGUUUUGGAUUAAAGCUUGCCAUGGAACAGACACGAUAGAAGUCGAGACGAUGCGCAUGAUCUCCUCUCGCACGCGGAUACCCGUCCCUCAUGUCUGGACACACUUCGUCUGGAGUGGUAGACGCUAUAUCAUAAUGAGCCGGAUCACAGGUGUGGCGCUGUCGACUGUAUGGUAUACAGCAGAGCCGCAUUUCAGAGAAGUUAUCGUUGAGCAACUAGCCAAUUGCUUCGAUGAAUUACGAACGUUACGCACUCCGUAUGGCCGUCGUAUCUGCUCCGUGCUGGGGGGCCAGUACGGGACUUCCGACUUCGAUACCAACAUGUAGGACCGUUUGAAGAUGAAGACGACUUCAAUCUUCGUGGCGCACGAUUCUACAACGACUUCGAAUACCUCCCCGCCGAAUGCAUGCCACAGCUCGUCGCAGCUGUGCACUCGAUUAAGCACGGCAUUGUGUUCACACACGGUGAUCUUGCUACGCGAAAUGUCAUGGUCGACGGC
Messenger RNA from Fomitopsis serialis, 806 nucleotides. RefSeq lists its product as uncharacterized. NCBI's taxonomy places the organism in Eukaryota, Fungi, Basidiomycota, Agaricomycetes, Polyporales, Fomitopsidaceae. The transcript has 2 exons. Bases 58 to 633 code for a protein of 191 amino acids. The record is from RefSeq and is a predicted model, not a curated record.